This is a messenger RNA of Chelonoidis abingdonii (Abingdon island giant tortoise), 3683 nucleotides long. NCBI's taxonomy places the organism in Eukaryota, Metazoa, Chordata, Testudines, Testudinidae. The record is from RefSeq and is a predicted model, not a curated record.
GAUUUAAAAAUUGUCAGUGAUGGAAAAUCCACCAUGACCCUUGGUAAAUUUGGUCCAAAGGUUAAUUGUCACUGUUUAAAAAAGUACAACUUACGGAAAGUCUUAAUUUGUCUAGUUUCAACAUCCAACCAUUAGAUUGUAUUGUAUAUUUCUCUGUUAGAUUGAAGAGCCCAUUAUUAAAAUGUGUUUAGCUUAACAAAAAGGAGGUUAAAGGCUGAUGUAACAGUCUAUAAGAAAUAGAGCAAGAGACAUCCCACUUUAUCUCCUACACAGUACAUAAUGGGCCUAAUUCUCAAUUACACAAAGGCUCAUUAGUCUAAAGCCUGAGCUAUGUGAUACAGUCUUCAUAUAAAUGAGAAUCUGCUGCAAAUUGCUUAUGGUGGGGUGUUUUUGCUUCUGAGCUCUCACCCAAAGAAUGGCAUCUGACAACUGUUUUUGUGAUUACAGAGAUUACCAUCCAUUUUCUGAAAGUCUUGAAACUGUCUUGGAACCCCACUGCCAUGGGUUGAUGACAGCCAUAGUUGCUGAGAGAAAUGGCCAAACUCCAUUUUAAAAAUCUGAUUGUGUGGGUUUUCCUAGCUGCUUUGCUCUGUUCUGUGCAGUGCUACUUAAUUUUUUGCAAUUUCUCAGUCAUUUAAAUUACUGGCUUUAGUUAUCUUUUUAUGACCUGCUAUUGUGGCACCUUCCCUUUCUAUCAGGAUAUUUAUUGUAUGUUACAACUACGAAGUCACAUUUCAUUAUCCAUCCAUACCCAGGUGGUAGGGCACAAAUUCUUAGCACCCUUUCUAUAAGCAAUUCACAGUCCAAUAACCCUACGGAGUUACAGAAGAAGGCAAUUUUGUGUAGCAAAUUAGCCUCUUUUCUUCUGUGCCCCAAGCAACAUUGUUCUACUCCCUCAAAUCCCUUCUCAAAAUCAGUUUCUUUUGGUUACCUUUGCACUACUGAUCUCCACUACAUUCCUAUCUACUCCUACUCUUGUACCUGAUCAGAAAACACUAAGAAAAAAAUAUGUAAAACUGAACUAUCUGCUCUUAUUUAAAAAAAUAAUGCUAUCCUCAAAGCUGUGUCCUCUUCCCCAUCCAUAGACCCCUUCCCUCCUUCCUGACUGCAAAAUACUGUUAGUCACUUUUCAUUGGAUUAUCUGUUUAGAUUGUAAGCACUUUGAAGAUGAGGGUCCCUGCCCUGAAGUGUUGUUGUGUAGGCCCAUAAACAUAAUAGUUAAUAAUUGACAUAACAGACCUGAUUUAACUGUAAGUGGCCUUAUAAUUAAAUUGAGUAAGCUCUUCUGUACCUUUCAAAUGAUGCAGGUAAGAGUAAGCAGGAGCAAACCUGACUUGAACAAUAAAAGCUGAAUCUGAGGCAUAAGAAGACUGAAUUUAACUUUUUCAGCUCAUUUCAAUAUAUUUGUGUUUUAUGGCUUGAUAUUGCUUAAUUACUAGUGGAGUGUAUGUGUGGGAGGAGGAAAGUUAAAUUUCCCAGAGGUUCUCAAAAUCCCAGUUAGAGCAAACCUCAGGGCUUCACUUCAAACCAUUAUCCUACCAACUGUUGACUAGCUCGUACUCCCAUUGGAGCCUGUGGAUGUUUUUUGUUAAUUGGCUGGGAUGGUCACUGAUUGAUGCAAGGUGUUGCCUACCUACUUGCUGCUAGGGAGCUGAUGUGCUGCUCUGUAGCAGUCCCAGCUUUUGCUGGUAAUCAGUCCUGUGUUUCUUCCUUGGGAAAUCUAAAAUGAUUUUACUUGAUAGAGCUUGCAAACCAAACACUAACUUGCAAGUCUGACAAACAUCUCUUUUCAAGGGGAAUUCAGUUAUUGUGGCAUACAGACAGGUAACUUUAUUUUAGUCCAUGUUUUGUCAUAACCCCAAUGCUUUUUUUUAUAGAUGCAUAACAAAAUAGCUGACUUUAUUCUAUUUUCUCUUCAGUCUCCAGAGGGUGCUGAGGGCAAGGAUGCAGUCAAAAUAACUAAACAAGAGCCCACAAGACGAUCGGCAAGAUUGUCAGCUAAACCUGCUCCACCAAAACCUGAACCCAAACCAAGGAAAACCACAAAGAAGGAACCUGGAACAAAGGCUAACAAAGGUGCUAAAGGAAAGAAGGAUGAAAAACAAGCAGCUGCAAAGGAAGGUACUACACCAUCUGAAAAUGGUGAAAAUAAAGCUGAAGAGAUUCGCAUCUCUCGCUCAACUGUUAGUGUUUCAACAUCCAGAGGUGCCCCACCCAGCACACUGUCAGUAAAAGGGCAGAUUGAAACAGUGAAAGUUAAGGGUACGGUAGAGCAUUCUGCAUGUGUGCAGUGAAUAGAAACAGAUAGUAGUGUGGUGCUUUUCAUUAUGAACAAUGGAAGCUGGCAGGCACAGAGAACUGAAUCUGUAGGUGACAAGAGCGAAUGAAUUGUCAUGAAAAUUUUGGGUUGAUUUUAUGUACCUCUUGGACAACUUUUAAAAGAUAUUUUUAUCAAGUAUUUUGUAAAUGCUAAUUUUUUUAGGACGAUGAUAGUUGACAUACUAAACUGUAUAGGAACAUAUCCCUUCUCAUAACCAUGCUCUUAGAAAUUCCCAUUGCUGCCAAGUAAUAUAAAUAUCAAUUUAGUGUUGGAAGAUGUGUGUCAAAUUGGAUAAGCAUUCCAUACACUUGCUUUAAGAAAUUAAGUCUCAUGCAUAUGGUGAUGGUUUUUACUGUGUGUAUUUGAAUUUUUCAUGCAGUUUUUCUAGAGCAAUAAUCAGUGGUGCUUUUGUACUUAGGGUUUAUGUGAUUUUAAUGAAACAUGGAUAGAUGUGGCCACUUGCUGACUAUUUUGGGUUCUAUUAAUGGAUUAAAAUAAAAGGUCUCCUUGCCUGCAAAUCUACAGCCUCCUAAUGUUUUCUCUAAAUCUGAGGAAUGCCUGACUCAUUUUUUUAACUAUUGUGUGGAAGACUAAAUGGUUUAGCAACUAUUGUGUUCUGCAUGCACUACGUUUGAUGCUUUUUGCUGGUCUCAGAUAAUCAAACAUAUUUAAAUGUCCACAUAUGAGUAACAGGUCAAGAUUUUCAAUGGUCCACAUAUUAAUAGCCUUCUCAAUAGGAACCACUGUAUUCGUAUUUACUAUCACAAUUGAACAGAUUUUGUUUUACUGUACCAGUAUAACAUGCAGUGAGAUACCAAGACAGAAUGAAUUGCUUGAUUGAAGCAAAUGUACAGUAACUGAAAGGCAUUCAGGAGCAGCUUUGCUUCCUCUCUCCCUCCCCCUCCUCCCCCCCCUCUAAUAUAGGAGUUUUUAAUUUCUGCAGCUUAUUACAUUUGUUUCUAUCUACUGCCCCAAAUUUAACAUAAAAUAGUAAUAGCUGUUCUGCUUCAGCAGAGGACAGUUGUAAAUUUACUGCAAUUGCUGUUAAACAGCACUAUACUUGGUAUGUGGUAGAGAUGGAACAAUUAAAGUAUUUUUGAGGGACUUGUGGUGGUGGUAAAUUAGCUAAUGAUCUUUAGUACCUAUAUAUUACAGCUCUUCAGCUCAUUAUAAGCGCCUUUGAUAGUUUUCUCUUUAUCCUCUUCUGGAACUUUAGUAUUUCUAUUGUUUGUGGGGGUGGGAAGGUAAGAAAGAAAUGUUCCCUGUUCAGUAACAUUUUAUUUGUAUUGCUGAAGUGGUGGCCAUUAUGUCUGGGGAUACUUUUGUUUGUUUCAGUCAAUAAAUAAAUGACUGUAUUGCUUGA